GGCGAUAUUAUUACCACUCGCUUGUGAAGCGCAUGCUGCAUCAACAUUGAUUGCAUUGGAAAAAUGGCGACGUCCACAAGUAACAGCGUGAAUAUGGAUGAUCCAGAAGGAAGAGCCAAUAAAUCGUCGAAAAAGGACAUAAAUGAUAAAGUUAACCUUGUAAUCAAUAAUAGGAAACAUGCGAAUUAUGUUUUUGAUAUUCUAGAAUAUUUACAGGGCGACAAAGAGAAGAAUGUUGCUUGUGCGGUCAAUGCUUGCAACAAGCUGUUCUGCUCGAUGCUGAAGAGGGGCGAUCUGUUCGUCGGCCAGUUGCCCAGCGAAGAGGAUAUGCUCUCCGCCGAUCACAGCGCUGAGCAGAAGUAUCGUAUGUUCAUGCGACAUCGCUACAACAGCUGCAACGACCUGCUGCUGGAGCUGAUGCACCACGAGUCCUUCCAGGUCAAGGAAAGUGCCCUUCUUACCCUGAUGAAGUUUGUGACGAUGGAGGGGAAGUUUCCUCUCCUGGCUGUGGACUGGGAGGAGCACUACCACUUCCCCAGGGAGCUGCUGAAGGCAGUGGUGGGGCAGUUGUUGUCAGACAAGGAGGACAUGGCCCUGCUGAUCUCCAGGUUCCAGGAGUUCCUGGAGAUGGAGGACGUGCGCUACUAUGUCAUGGGCUCCAUCAGCGACAGCGUGGUCAGGGUGAUGGAGAAAGCCAAAGGGGCAGUGCUGCCGGUCUACCAGGGCAACGUGUUCCUCCUCACCUCCAGCGUUUCCAUGCCCAGCCAGGAGGCCGAGCUCUCCAACUUCCUGGUGAAGCAGGCCGCUAAACAAGGGGACUGGAAAGCAGCCAAGUUGAAGGAACACAAGCAUGCGUUCGAGCGAAUGUGGCUCUGCUUUCUGAAAUACAAGUUGCCUAGCAGCAUGUACAAGAAGGUCCUGGUGAUUCUACACGAGUCGAUCCUGCCCCACAUGAGUAAGCCCACCCUGAUGAUCGACUUCCUGACCGCGGCCUACGACGUGGGGGGCGCUAUAAGCUUGCUGGCUCUGAAUGGACUGUUUGUGUUGAUUCACCAACACAAUCUUGACUACCCCGACUUCUACAAGAAGCUGUACAGUCUGCUGGAGCCCUCAGUGUUCCACGUCAAAUACCGAGCGCGGUUCUUCCACCUGGCCAACAUCUUCCUCUCCUCCAGCCACCUGCCCGUGUACCUGGUGGCGGCCUUCGCCAAGCGCCUGUCACGGCUGGCCCUGACAGCGCCCCCCGCUGCCCUGCUCAUGGUACUGCCGUUCAUCUGCAACCUGAUCCGCCGCCACCCAUCCUGCCGAGUGCUCAUACACCGGCCCAGCGCGUCUGACGAACCCUGCGAUGACCCCUACCUGAUGGAGGUGGAUGACCCCGCCCACUGCCACGCCCUGGAGAGCAGCCUAUGGGAACUGCAGACCCUGCAGAAACACUACCACCCAGACGUAGCCAAGGCUGCCAUGGCGAUCAACAAGCCUCUGACAGAGCAGGAGGAUGAAAUUGACGAUCUGCUGGAGCUUUCAGCCUAUGAGCUGUUUGAACGGGGCUUGCAGCAGAAGGAGAAGCAGGCGCUGCCGCUGGAGUUUGAGGUUGCGACCCAGCUGCUGCAGGGGUCCGGAGGGGUUUUGGGGGCUCACUUCUCCCUGGAAUAGACCACACCAGAACGGACUCCCAAGUCUGUCCCAACCCCACGCAAAACCCUCACAUACAAACUUUUCCAACAGGCUGUUUUUCAUUUUAUAUCUUUAAAAAAAAAAAAAAAAUAAUAAAACCUUAAAAAAGAGAAUAUCGCUCUGAAAUAAAUCCUGUAUUUCAAAGUUUACUUGGCCUGCAUGUUUAGUAGGCUGUCAUGUUUUGGCAACUGUGGAAAGCAAGAUUCUGACUGGCUUGUCAUGAUGGUUUUCUCUAAGAUAGGAUAAGGUUGCUAUGGGGACAGACUCAAACAAACCUUAAGGUAGUAUUUCUCAACCUCGGUCCUGGGGACCACUGUGUAUACUGUUUUUUUUCUCACAGCAAAUCUUUUGACUUGCUUUAUUAAGGUUAAAUGCAUGCAUUUCAGUUGGUUCAUAUUUUCUUUCCGUAAACGUGACACAAUGCAGGUUCUGCUUAUUUGCUUUGCUUUUUUAAUGAUUUGUUAUUGGCCAAAUAGUUUUGGUGGCCAGGGGCUUUAUAAAAUGUGUACGUUAAA
Molecule: messenger RNA, 2192 nt
Organism: Conger conger (European conger)
Lineage: Eukaryota; Metazoa; Chordata; Actinopteri; Anguilliformes; Congridae
Gene: noc4l
Product: nucleolar complex associated 4 homolog
Exons: 15
Coding region: 64-1656 (530 amino acids)
Biological process (GO): ribosome biogenesis
Cellular component (GO): nucleolus; Noc4p-Nop14p complex; small-subunit processome
Source: RefSeq, a predicted model, not a curated record